This is a messenger RNA of Arctia plantaginis, 990 nucleotides long. Lineage: Eukaryota; Metazoa; Arthropoda; Insecta; Lepidoptera; Erebidae. The record is from the annotation of a GenBank genome assembly.
AUGGCAAAACGAUCAGCAACUGUAGCUUUUGAUCUCGAAGAAGUAAAAAAACAAAAAACAGAGGGUAAAAAGCACUCAUUAGACUCGGAUGAAGAAGACAGUGGUGCGGAGGAGGAAAGAAAUAAUGUCUUGAAUGCUGAUGAUAUUGAGGGCGAAGAAGAUGGCAUCGGAGGAAUGGAAGGUGAAAUAACAAUUACACCGUUCAAUAUGAAGGAAGAACUUGAAGAGGGACACUUUGAUAAUCAGGGACACUACCACUGGAAGAAAGAAAAAGAAAUCCGAGAUGGUUGGCUGGAUAAUAUUGACUGGGUCAAGGUUAAAGGGAGACCUGAAGAUAAAUACAAAGUUCACAAAGAUGAUGAGAACAAAGGACUUGGUGAUGAAUCUAGCAGUGAUGAAGAUGAACCUGAGGACAAAUUUGAUUUGUUGCAGAAUUAUAAAGAAAUUAUACAGCACAUGAAGCCUAAAGAAACAAUUGCAAAGGCUUUACAAAGGCUAGGUGCUAGUUCUAAAGUCUCCAGUGUUGAGCGCUGGAAAAGGAAGAAAGCUGGUAUUGUUGAUGAAAAUAGCAAAUUAGUUACCAGAGUAACAGAACUUGCUAAUCAGAUUCUAACUAAAAUGGGUAAUAUGGAUAUUUACCAAGAAACCUAUGAAAAAAUAAGUGCAACCAUAGCUAAAAAGGAGAGCAAAAAAGAAGAUGCUGAUCUAGACAUGUAUGCCGAUGACUUUGAUGUAAAAGAAAGAAAUGUUUUAGAGAAGAGUAAUCCUGAUAAGAAUGAAAGUGAUGGUGAGGAAGAUAAACAGCAAGAAGUAAAAUGGGAGUUUAAGUGGGACCAAAAGGAUGAAGAUGUAUCUGGUCCACAUUCUACUCAGCAAAUGCAGAAAUGGUCAGAAGAAGGGUACUUUAAAAGUGGUGUUUGGGUUAGGAAGCAUGGAGAGGACAGCCAGUUUUACACUUCUAACAGAAUAGAUUUUGAACUGUACUUAUAA